AUGAAUGCCGAUGUCGUUGGAAUCGAUGUAGAUGAUGACGAUGACGACGAUGCUGGUAUCUUCAGCAUCGCCAAUGACCGCCAAAGUGAGGACGAUGAUACCCUCACUGGUGAAGACAACGCUCUUUCAGCAUUGCACACGAAGCGCACUGAUGUUAACAAGGAUGAAACAGCAGGGGGAUUUCUGCUGACUCGCGAAGCGGUUUUCCGCUUCGUUCAAGACUCUAUUGCAGAUGCACUAGACAGACAGAAGAGAAAUGCAGACAAACAUGGAAGAGCAAAUGUUCUUUCAGUUGAUGGAGAAGACCAUUUUACUGUCUACAGUAAAUCUACCGAAGCACGCAGUGGCAAACGUGGGCAGCAGUAA
This is a messenger RNA of Peronospora matthiolae, 366 nucleotides long. The record is from the annotation of a GenBank genome assembly. NCBI's taxonomy places the organism in Eukaryota, Oomycota, Peronosporomycetes, Peronosporales, Peronosporaceae.